GCUACUUGCUGCAACAAGCUUUUCAGUCUGCUGAAAACAACUCAGUAGUUUGAAGUCGCUUUUGAAGAUUUGCCCUCCACCCUUUUUUUGUUUUAUAUUAGAUGGAGCUUCGACGACACUGCAGUUUACCGGCGGAAUUGAUAAGAAACAAGCCUUCAACAAAAAAAAAUCAACCGUUUUUAUUUCUGAAGAGGAUGUUAGCAUGAGCUUUACGUGGCUUUAAACUGAUUGCUAGCGGAGAGGCUAGCUAGUUUGUUUGGCCAGCGUUUGGUUAACAGUGACUGAAAGCUGUGGGGAUGUUGAGUAUUGAAUAAUGGUCUUAAAGUGAGCCUACGUUGUCUUUAUUUGCUUCAGGUGAUCAGUUUCAAUUGGUUUCCAGUGUUGUCACGUUAUAUUACGCCAUUAAGUAAGCUCCUUUGCUGGAUUAGCAGUUAGCAGUUAGUCUGUUUAGUUGUCUUAGCGGUAUGGUUCAUCUGGUUGUUUGAUGGGGCUUUUACGGAUCAUGAUGCCGCCCAAGAUCCAGCUUUUGGCUGUUUUGGCGUUCGGGGUUGGGAUGCUCUUCAUCGAGAACCAGAUCCAGAAACUGGAGGAGUCCAGAGCUAAACUCGAACGCAUCAUUGCCAGGCACGAGGUGGCUGAAGUGGAGCAGCGUCACAGUGAAGAUUCUGGCAGGGAAUUGCCACCACUGUCAGAAAACGAUGACAUGGUUAUCAUCUACAACAGAGUGCCCAAGACGGCCAGCACGUCCUUCACUAACAUCGCCUACGACCUGUGUGGGAAGAACCGCUUCCAUGUUCUUCACAUUAACACGACCAAAAACAAUCCUGUCAUGUCUUUACAGGACCAGGUCCGCUUUGUCAGAAACGUCACCUCGUGGAGAGAGAUGAAACCCGGCUUCUACCAUGGACACGUAGCUUAUCUGGACUUCUCAAAGUAUAGUGCAAAGAAAAAGCCAAUGUACAUAAAUGUGGUGCGGGAUCCUAUAGAGCGCCUGGUGUCAUACUACUACUUCUUACGCUUUGGGGAUGACUACAGACCUGGACUACGACGAAGGAAACAAGGAGACAAAAAGACGUUUGAUGAGUGUGUGUCAUCAGGAGGGUCUGACUGUGCUCCUGAGAAACUCUGGCUGCAGAUCCCUUUCUUCUGUGGACACCAUUCAGAGUGCUGGAAUGCAGGCAGCAGGUGGGCUCUGGAGCAGGCCAAGUACAACCUGGUGAACGAGUACCUGCUGGUCGGAGUGACUGAGGAGCUGGAGGACUUCGUCAUGAUCCUGGAGGCUGCACUGCCUCGCUUCUUUAAGGGGGCCACCGAGCUCUACAGAACAGGAAAGAAGUCCCAUCUGCGCAAGACCACCGAAAAGAAGCCCCCUACCAAAGAGACAAUAUCCAAGCUGCAGCAGUCCAACAUCUGGAAAAUCGAAAACGAGUUUUAUGAGUUUGCACUCGAACAGUUUCAGUUUGUGCGAGCCCAUGCUGUCAGGGAAAAGGACGGAGAACUUUUUGUCCUGGCUCAGAGCUUCUUCUAUGAAAAGAUUUACCCAAAAGUGAACUAAAAGUGCAGCUGGAGGAAUAAACACGGCAGCAGGAGGACUUUGUGAGGACUCUAUUUGAAGUCUUAUACACUGGGAGGAAAAGACACACAAGUGAUGCUGGUGAAUUCUUUCACUUGGGUUCAAAUUUAGAGCCUGUUACAGAAAUCCCUUUCAGGCUGUGCAGUAGAAUUUUUAUGAGGAAUGUGUCUAAUUUUUUUACUGCUGGUGCAGCUGUUGAAGAGACUUAACAUGGAUAAACUGUCAAUCUGAACAGUGAGAAAGGAUUCAAGCCAAGGGUGAAAUAGUUCCUGAAUGUGUCUACAAACCCAAAACAGAAGCAGCCUUCAGUUUAUUGAGCAUUGUGUUUGAUUUUUGGAUGGAUCAUAAAAAAAAAAAGUAACUUCAUCAAAGUUAAUCAAGUUUAAAAACCACAUGUGUUUUUCCCCUAUCAUUUGACAGAUCUGAAAUUCAAAAAAGCUUGAAAAGAUCCAUUUUGUCUUUGUUUUUGCACACUAAAUUAUAGAUGCACAAUUUCUUGUUUACAUUAAAUCAGAGCUGCAUUUGUACAUAUUUGUAUCAGCAGUGAACGUGUUCUAGGACCAAAUGGUAGCUAAAGGAAACAGAUUGGACCAUAGCAUCCUUCGGUGCGUGACUAGUAAUUUUUUACCUCACUGAGAUGUUCUCAAUUUUAGACAUGUUGACAUUAUAUCAGUAUUUUAUCACAGAGAUAGAGCAGUGUAUCAUUUAUACAACAGACAGGCUGCUGGUUUUUUAUCCUGUGAGGACCACAGCUGGAGCAGGAGGUACCGAUCAAACUAAGGAGUAAGGGCCGGUGUCCACAGCCACCCUUUUUGCAAUGGCAGUGCCCACAGCCUCAUUUUCAGAGCACUUCUCACUAGCUUUUAUUAUUAUUAUGAUGGUUCACUUUUACUUUCCUCAGCAAUAUCUGUCACAUCAUUUUUAAAAAGCUCACUGUGUUAAAUGUUUUUUUUUAUUCAAAGAAUUACCAUUAAAAAAAUCCCACUAAAUGCAGUGCAAAAAAAUCCUGCAAAGCAUUUUCAGCAGCUGUAGACCGAGAAAUUGGUGUUAAUUGGCCAGUGAAGUAGAAGUAACAUUGACAAGGAUGGUAAAAGCAUUUUUGUUAAGCACUAAAAAUUCUGGACUACAUUGGUUUUGGUGUUGAAAAUGACUGCUGCCAUCGUAGAGCAAUGGUGUUUGUGGACACAGACCGUAAAUAUUAGUCAUACAGGGUUUAGCAGAGCUUUGACUUGGAUACAGGGUCGUUUCCAGUGAGGAAAGACGGCCAAAACUCUUAAUUGAUAGUGCCUUUAUUACAAUGUUAAGGACAUUUUCAUAACUACAUUUUCCAGUGAUUCCUCCUCUCAUGUUUUAUGUGUGAAUUCUAAUGAACUACAAUUCCUGUUUUCUUCUCUUUCACAUUUAUUCCAUUAACAAAAAUGCUGAUACAUGCAUACAAAUGUCUUGCCACAUUUAAUGCUUCCUGUUUUUUGUACUAAAAGUUGUUGAUAAAGGUGUCUGACUGUU
Messenger RNA from Cheilinus undulatus (humphead wrasse), 3079 nucleotides. It is a transcript of the gene hs2st1b, whose product is annotated as heparan sulfate 2-O-sulfotransferase 1b. Gene Ontology annotation, cellular component: membrane. NCBI's taxonomy places the organism in Eukaryota, Metazoa, Chordata, Actinopteri, Labriformes, Labridae. Gene Ontology annotation, molecular function: heparan sulfate 2-sulfotransferase activity. The record is from RefSeq and is a predicted model, not a curated record. The transcript is spliced from 7 exons. The coding region runs from base 485 to 1555 and encodes 356 amino acids.